AUGGCGACCGAAACCGACACUCUCUCAUUCUCGUUACCCACGAGUACCGCCCCUACCGACGUUUCUGAAUCUACAUGCAUGCCUCACUCGACUCCCUUUUGCCAACCCUCGGAAUGCCCAGCACAGAACAAACCGGCCGAGUGGGAUACAAGAAUACCACCGCUGCAACCUACCGCGCAGUCACAAGAUUCUGGAUCAGGAAGUGGUUGUUUCAACGAUGGGGGUCUUUUAUAUAGAGUUCAGGCUGAGCGUGAAUGUCGAGAGGGACCUGGCAAAACCGUUGAAGAGGCUUGCCAACGCUCUCUGAACCACUUCCCAUGCCCUGGACUCGCCUUUCCGAUGCCAGCCCUCGAUUUUGACUUUCGAAUCGCUGUUCGUUUAAAUCAAGAGGCUGUUCAUGUUGACUCCGGCAACACCAAGGAGAUCACUACCGUAGCAGCCGGAGUAUGGUCCGGAUCUUUUGGCCACGGCCGCGUCAUUGCAGGCGGAUAUGAUCUUGGCCAGGCACGCGGUUUUAGGCCCAUGAGGCUUGUUGAGGGCGCCUUUGUCGUCCAGACAAGUGAUGAACAGCCCGCGCUAUCUGGAUUUAACUCAUUCGUCAGACUUGAAAUGCGCACUCGCGGUUCUCUUUCAGGACCUGCAGAUGUUCUCGACACUCUAUUAAGCCCUCGGGCCCCCAAGGAUAUUGACCCACGACGAUAUGGAUUCCGCAUGUUCGCGACGUUCAAAACAUCCGACAAGCGUUACGCCGAAAUCGUCAACUGUGGAUUGUGGGUGGCCAGUGGUGCCUGGCGUGGCGAGCACUUGGUUAUCGAGUAA
This is a messenger RNA of Fusarium redolens, 819 nucleotides long. RefSeq lists its product as uncharacterized. The transcript has 4 exons. Bases 1 to 819 code for a protein of 272 amino acids. Lineage: Eukaryota; Fungi; Ascomycota; Sordariomycetes; Hypocreales; Nectriaceae. The record is from RefSeq and is a predicted model, not a curated record.